Molecule: messenger RNA, 2277 nt
Organism: Colletotrichum karsti
Lineage: Eukaryota; Fungi; Ascomycota; Sordariomycetes; Glomerellales; Glomerellaceae
Product: IBR domain-containing protein
Exons: 2
Coding region: 1-2277 (758 amino acids)
Biological process (GO): protein polyubiquitination; positive regulation of proteasomal ubiquitin-dependent protein catabolic process; ubiquitin-dependent protein catabolic process
Cellular component (GO): cytoplasm; ubiquitin ligase complex
Molecular function (GO): zinc ion binding; ubiquitin protein ligase activity; ubiquitin conjugating enzyme binding
Source: RefSeq, a predicted model, not a curated record
AUGUCUACCGCCACGGCGACCCUCGUCAAGAUGGAGAUGGCCUCGACGUUACCUUCGAGCCUGGAAGCAUACGCCGGCUUCUAUGGCGACCCUUUACUUACGUUACGAGACAUGGAAGUCAAAAGGAAGCCGGUAAACAGUGACCCCAAGGGCAAAGGAAAAGCCCUCCCAGAUGCUCCCUCCAUCGUGGAGUCGGAUCCUGAAACGACCAGUAGUGACAACAACAACGAAACGGACGAAAAUGUCGAAUGGGAAGAGUAUAAUCCCCCAGCAGCCCUAAAAACAGCUCCAAAUGUCGACAACGCCGUUCUACUCGAAGUCUUGCAGACCUCUAUCGAAAACAUACAGACUAGGAUUGCAGAGGAGAGGCAAAGACGACAGCUCGAGGAGGAGGCAAAGAAACAGGAAGAGGAAGACAACGCAGCCGAGGGAUCCGACGACAAGGCGAAGGAGCCUUAUCUUCCUGUAAUCAUGCCCCCAGACAAUCCUGAGCCCACCUCGAAUGCGGAGAAUCAUGCACAGGAUGAAAACUUGAAGCUCUUCCCGGAGCUCAUUGGCAAUGGGGAAGGCAGUUCGACACGGGGCUUGAUAGUCCUGCCGUUCAAGCCGAAGAAGAGAAGCAGGUUCGCCCUGACGAGGAUGUUUCAAAAGAUCAGUGAAAAAAAGACUGGUGAAAAGGAAGGGCCCCUUUCCGCAAUGAAGCCCUUCAACUUCGGUGGCAACUCGAGCAAGACAAGCAUCAACACGCAAUCCGGGGAAUCGCGCACCAAAUUAAAGAAGACCGCCACCGUCGAGUGCGUAUCGUGCCUAGACGACUUCGUUCCCAAAGACGUCAUCAAAGUUACAUGCCACAGCUACUGCCACGAAUGCUUCGAGCGCCUCAUCGCGACUGCCGUCCAAAACGAACAGCAGUGGCCUCCCAAAUGCUGCCUCAACGAUAUACCUUACCGUACCAUCCUCCGCUACGUCUCCAAAGACCUUGGCAACACGUACAAGGAGCGCUCCGCCGAGUUGAAGAUCCCCGUCGGCGACCGCAUCUACUGCAGCGAGCCCGACUGCGGCAUCUGGAUCAAGCCGGACCAGGUGAACAGGGGACUGGAGAUCGCGCGCUGCACGAACGGCCACUGGACCUGCAUCAUCUGCCGCGGCCCCCAGCACGACAACGCAGACUGCCCGCAGGACCGCGACAUGGCCCUCACCCACGCCCUCGCCGAGGAGGAGGGCUGGCGGCGCUGCGGCAAGUGCCUGGCGCUCGUCGAGCACCGCGAGGCAUGCCAGCACAUGACGUGCCGCUGCGGAUACCAGUUCUGCUACGUGUGCGGGAUCCAGUGGAGGUCGUGCGGAUGUACGAUGGACCAGCUCACUGCCAUCAAGAACGGCGCGGCGGCGAGGAGGGAGGAGAGGAGGCGGAGGGAUCUCGAGGCUGAGGAGGAACUUCGCGAUGCCCUGCGCCAAAUUGAGGAGUUUGAGCGCGAAGAGGCUCGGAAGUUAGAGUUGUUAGAACAGGAGAUGGAGAGGCUCGAGGAGGAGCUUCGGCAACGCCAGUUGGAGGAGAGGGUUCGUCUGGAGAGCUUGCGCCGUCAUGAGGUCGAGGUCAAGUACCAAGAGCUACGCGAGUUGAUGAACCAGCUUCAUGACCUCCAGGAAGUGAUGGUCCGGUACCAGCACGACAAGGAGGUAGAGAUCCUGUCUCACGAGGCGUCCACCGCCACGGCUGAGCUCGCAGCAAGCCAACAGGCGGAGCUGGAGGAGCUCGCCGAGAAAGCUUCGCAGAAGCUGGCCGCCAAAGAGAACGCCCUCGCAGUCGAUUACAACUGCCGGGUCCUGAAAGAGAAGGAGACCGAAGACGUCUACCUGCGGAAGUUGGAGGAAUUCUUCGCGGGCGUGCCGUCUGGCGAAGAGCGCAUCGGGGAGUUGAUGCUGGUUUUCCGCAAGCACAUGGAUGAGGGGUGGCGGGCGUGGAGCAAAUGGCGGCACGACGAGGUGGCCAGGCACAAGAUCAAGGUGGAGGAGGAGCGGGCGAUCCGCGAGGAGGUCAUGUAUAGUAUCAAGCAGCGUCACGAGGAGAGUUUGGUGAGCAACAAGAAAGAGACGGAGAAGAGGCAGAUGGCGGAGCUGCGCUGGGUGACGCUUGUGAUCGCCGAGAGGGCGCGGAUGCUGGCUGACAUGGAGACUACAGAGCUGGAGGACGGCGAUGAGAGUUUAUUCAGCCGCGAGGAAUUUGUCGGCGAAGAGGGCGAACUUCUAGAUAGCACUUCUGUUUGGAUAGACAGUUGA